Prorocentrum cordatum is the source of this 394-nucleotide messenger RNA. The record is from the annotation of a GenBank genome assembly. Lineage: Eukaryota; Dinophyceae; Prorocentrales; Prorocentraceae.
UCCGAUCGAUGCAGUUCGACCCGACACAAGCAAUUCGACCCGAUCCGAUCUCUUGAUCCGAUGCCGAUUGCUCUUGCCCUGUGCCUCAAAGGUGCCCACAGUCCACCAGCACCUCAGGGACCUCCAGCAGCGGGCGCCCUGCAUGCCCAUGGAGCAGGUCGAGGCGGAACUGCGCGGCCUCCGGCAGCGCUUCGUCCGCCGCGGCCGGAGGCACCCGAGGCAGCUCGCGGCGCCGGAGGGCGAGGAACCCAGACGUGCGAUGCGCCAGCCUUGUUCUCUGUGGCGCCUCUGCCAGCAGCCCGAGGAGCCGGCCGCGGGCGCGCCGCCGGCCGGGGCGCUCGAGCGCGGCCCGGAGCCCGUGGCGCCGGAGCCCGAGGCCGAGCAGCUCCCCGAG